AUUAUUGCUCUUUUGUUUUUUUCACACAGUUGUUUUAACUUCAUUGUAGCUCAUGAUUUGGAGUACUGCUAUGGAGCUCACGAGUAUCCAACGAGCGGGGUAUAUGAGGUAGAACCUAAGAAUUGUCCAGGGUUCAUCUUUAGACGGUCUGUUUUACUGGGAACUACCACCAUGUCCCGUUCAGAUUUCCGCUCUUACAUGGAGAAGCUUUCAAGAAAAUACCAUGGUGACACUUACCAUUUGAUUGCCAAGAACUGUAACCAUUUCACUGAAGAGGUAUGCUCGCAGCUUACAGGAAAGCCUAUUCCAGGAUGGAUUAAUCGGCUUGCCCGAGUAGGUUCGUUCUGUAAUUGUCUUCUGCCAGAAAGCAUUCAGCUUACAGCUGUUAGUGCUCCUUCAGAACGCCUUGAAUUCUCCGGUAAGCUU
This is a messenger RNA of Camelina sativa (false flax), 426 nucleotides long. NCBI's taxonomy places the organism in Eukaryota, Viridiplantae, Streptophyta, Magnoliopsida, Brassicales, Brassicaceae. The record is from RefSeq and is a predicted model, not a curated record.